Octodon degus (degu) is the source of this 3127-nucleotide messenger RNA. It is a transcript of the gene Lrrc4c, whose product is annotated as leucine rich repeat containing 4C. NCBI's taxonomy places the organism in Eukaryota, Metazoa, Chordata, Mammalia, Rodentia, Octodontidae. Gene Ontology annotation, molecular function: cell-cell adhesion mediator activity. Gene Ontology annotation, cellular component: postsynaptic density membrane; plasma membrane; glutamatergic synapse. Gene Ontology annotation, biological process: synaptic membrane adhesion; modulation of chemical synaptic transmission; regulation of axonogenesis. Bases 1092 to 3014 code for a protein of 640 amino acids. The transcript has 2 exons. The record is from RefSeq and is a predicted model, not a curated record.
CGAGAGCCGUACAGGAAAAAAAAAAAAAAGAAAAAAGAAGAAGAAGAAGAAGGCCGGGGCGCAGCGGGUCCCAGAGCCCGCGGUCCGCCCCCGCCGCCAGGCCGGGAAGCGCAGAGGAGGAGCCGGAGCGGCGAGGCGCCCGGGAUCAGUUGCGCACCGGGCUGUGAGGAGAAAUCUAAUCAGAUCUUUGGCGGAGGGGCCGGCCGGAAGCAAGGCGAGGAGUGGGGGGAGCCGAGCCCCAAAAUCUUCCGGGGUGGGGGGCGCGCUCCGCGGAGGGAAAGGAACCGACGACGCGAGAGAAGACUAUUUUUCCCCCUGGCGGCGGUGGCCGCGGGCGCGCUGCAAGCAUGAAGGCUGCGGGACGCAGCUCUGCCCGGGAGCCCGGCGCGGCGGACGCCCUGGCGGUGCGAGGCGGGAAGAGGAACGGAGCCUUUCCCGGAUCCUAACGCAGAACGCGUGCACGGGCACCGAGCGAGCUUCGGGCCAUGAGAUCCACCCGGCUCGGCGCUGCGGGGGUUGGUGCGCUCCGACAUAAAUAAAUAAGCAGAAAAUAGCUGCCCCCCGCCCCCCUCCCCCAAGGAUGCUUGGAAAUGGAGACGCUCGGAGCCGCGCAGGAAAAGCGUGCUUAUUUCUCUCUGUAAAGGAGAAAGUACACCCAGGAGAUAUUUUUGGAGUGAAAAGUUUGAGGCUUUUUUUAGGAAAGUAAAAGACGUGAUAUGAUAUUUUUCCCCCUUUUCUUUCUUCUUUAUUUUUUGAAUUUUCCACAAAAGGAGAGGAAAUUAAUAAUACAUCUGCAAAGAAAUUUCAGAGAAGAAAAGUUGACCGCGGCGGCACGAGGGGCAUGGAUUGCGGGAGAGAGAGGAGCAGGGCACGGCGGGAUUUGUGCCUGUGGUGACUGGAACUGACGGAUAAUUGUGGCUGGCUGUUUGUUCAUCAACCUUUCACCCCCUUUCAUUGCUUUUAUUUUUGGUGUCAAGAUCCUGUGUUUUCUUUUAUUCCUAACCACCUGGAUUUCCGUGUGGAUACUGCUGUGAUCAGUCUGAAAUACCACAGUUUGAACUCCAGAAGGACCAACACCAGAUAAAUUAUGAAUGUUGAACAAGAUGACCUUACAUCCACAGCAGAUAAUGAUAGGUCCUAGGUUUAACAGGGCCCUACUUGACCCCCUGCUCGUGGUGCUGCUGGCUCUUCAACUGCUCAUGGUGGCCGGUCUGGUGCGGGCUCAAACCUGCCCUUCCGUGUGCUCCUGCAGCAACCAGUUCAGCAAGGUGAUCUGCGUUCGGAAGAACUUGCGUGAGGUUCCAGAUGGCAUCUCCACCAACACGCGCCUGCUGAACCUGCACGAGAACCAAAUUCAGAUCAUCAAAGUCAACAGCUUCAAGCACUUGAGGCACUUGGAAAUCCUGCAACUGAGUCGGAACCAUAUUAGAACCAUUGAAAUUGGGGCCUUCAAUGGUCUGGCCAACCUCAACACUCUGGAACUGUUUGACAAUCGUCUUACUACCAUCCCGAAUGGAGCUUUUGUAUAUUUGUCUAAACUGAAGGAGCUCUGGUUGCGCAACAACCCCAUUGAAAGCAUCCCUUCUUAUGCUUUUAACCGAAUCCCUUCUUUGCGUCGGCUGGACUUAGGGGAGUUGAAAAGGCUUUCAUACAUCUCAGAAGGUGCCUUUGAAGGUCUCUCCAACUUGAGGUAUUUGAACCUUGCCAUGUGCAACCUCCGGGAAAUCCCUAACCUCACACCACUUAUCAAACUGGAUGAGCUAGACCUUUCUGGGAAUCAUUUGUCUGCAAUCAGGCCUGGCUCUUUUCAGGGGUUGAUGCACCUUCAAAAACUUUGGAUGAUACAGUCGCAGAUUCAAGUGAUUGAACGGAAUGCCUUCGAUAACCUUCAGUCACUAGUAGAGAUCAACCUGGCUCACAACAACCUCACAUUACUGCCCCAUGAUCUCUUCACCCCCUUGCAUCACCUAGAGAGGAUACACUUGCAUCACAACCCUUGGAACUGUAACUGUGAUAUACUGUGGCUCAGCUGGUGGAUAAAAGACAUGGCUCCCUCCAACACAGCUUGCUGUGCCCGGUGUAACACUCCUCCCAGUCUGAAAGGGAGGUACAUCGGGGAGCUCGACCAGAAUUACUUCACUUGCUAUGCUCCGGUCAUUGUGGAGCCCCCCACAGACCUCAAUGUCACUGAAGGCAUGGCAGCUGAGCUGAAAUGUCGUGCUUCCACAUCCCUGACAUCUGUGUCUUGGAUUACUCCAAAUGGAACAAUCAUGACACAUGGGGCUUACAAGGUACGGAUAGCUGUGCUCAGCGACGGUACAUUAAAUUUCACGAAUGUCACCGUGCAAGACACAGGCAUGUACACAUGUAUGGUGAGUAAUUCUGUCGGAAAUACUACUGCUUCAGCCACCCUGAAUGUUACUGCAGCAGCUACUACUCCUUUCUCUUACUUUUCAACUGUCACGGUAGAGACUAUGGAACCUUCUCAGGAUGAAGCACGGACCACAGACAACAAUGUGGGCCCCACCCCAGUGAUUGACUGGGAAACCACCAAUGUGACCACCUCUCUUACACCACAGAGCACAAGGUCCACAGAAAAGACAUUCACCAUCCCAGUGACCGAUAUAAACAGUGGGAUCCCGGGAAUUGAUGAGGUCAUGAAAACGACCAAAAUCAUCAUUGGGUGUUUUGUGGCCAUCACACUUAUGGCUGCAGUGAUGCUGGUCAUUUUCUAUAAGAUGAGGAAGCAGCACCAUCGGCAGAACCAUCACGCUCCGACAAGGACUGUUGAAAUCAUAAACGUGGAUGAUGAGAUCGCAGGGGACACGCCCCUGGAAAGCCACCUGCCCAUGCCUGCCAUAGAGCAUGAGCACCUCAACCACUAUAACUCUUACAAAUCUCCCUUCAACCACACAACAACAGUUAACACAAUAAAUUCAAUACACAGUUCAGUGCAUGAACCGUUAUUGAUCCGAAUGAACUCUAAAGACAAUGUACAAGAGACUCAGAUCUAAAACACUCACAGUUACAGAAAACAAACAGUCAAAAAGAGACAGUUUAUUAAAAAAAAAAUGACGCAAAUGACUGGGCUGAAUCUACUGUUUCAAAAAAGUGUCUUUACAAAAAA